ACCGACGUUUCCGUCACAACAUCAAGUACACCGAGGGUUCCUUCUAGCCAUAGCCAACACUCCACGCAACAUUCAGCUUCCAUAGGCGCCUUCAGGGUCACUGGCAGCCAUGGCGUACGUGGAAGUGCUGUGCUCACACCUUUCAAGGGUGCCGCAACACGAACUGCGGUGCUUGGACAACGACGGCUUCACCGACCUUCCAAAGCUCGCCGACAAGUCUGUACCAGAAGCAGUCAGCGCGGUUCGCGCCCAUCUGGAAUCCAUAGCCGCUCUGCGCGACCGUCUGGACUGCGCGGCCCACUUGUUCACCUGCAUGGCCGGCCUGGGCGUCAUAGGGUCCUGGGUUCUCUAUCGCGCUGACCGUAGGGAGGACCCCACUGAUAUCGUCGGCGACAUCCUGAAAAAAAUGCGGCAGAGACGCGUCCACGGCGUGUUCGCCAAGGCGACGGAAAACGUCUGUUGCACCUGCCUGCUCGUCCCCGAAGAAGAGAGAGGCAGGGACUUCAGGCCUUACUUGUUCGUCGACUGGUACACAAAGCCCUGCGUAGCCAUACACGAAACUCCCGACAUACAUUCGCCGUUACUCGAAACCGUCCUCCGACAGACGCUGGGAAAUCCGCCACGAAGCUACCGUUGCGGCGUUUAUCGAGACCUGAGGUCGCUGUAUGCUGGCGUCCUCCAAUUGUUCCCGUGAUGCAGCCGCCGACUCCUCCCAUGCCAUCCGUGGGCAACGCGGUGAACUGUCCCUCCUUUUCGGCCACCGACUUUAUACCCAUCAAGACGAUGUCGUUUGACGGACCAAAAUUUUUCAUGAACCGUGCAGUUUGCCGAAACCACUUGACGACUUACAAAUAACCACGCAUCCCCAUCGGAGACUGCAGCCACGAAAAUCUUGAUAAGUACCACACCUGUUAAAGCUGUAGUGACAGCUGUGUUGAACAUUAUUUUACUCAAUGUUUCAUUUUUAACCUAAAAUUUCCACUUUCCUUUAGCUUCAUACAUUAAAUUUCUUGCCGCGUUCCUCUUCGAGCGCCCCUUUUGUGUGUGUGAGCACCACCUGGAAGAGAGCAUCAUCCUAUCCGUUCACCAUCUGUUGUCACCUGCGUAGUAGAACAUCUUAAUCUUAGCUGAUUGACGAGGCCUCGACAGAAUGGCUUAAUGCUGUCUAUGUACAUGUUCCUUCAUAACUGUGACGAAGGCGAUGAGAGACUUCGCACUUCGUGUUUUAUGAAACAUGUUGGGUCUUAUGCAAGCCGACACAUCCUGGUAUCGACCAUACAGUCGAAUAAAGGAACUUUUAUAUGCACCC
This is a messenger RNA of Rhipicephalus microplus (southern cattle tick), 1309 nucleotides long. RefSeq lists its product as uncharacterized. The record is from RefSeq and is a predicted model, not a curated record. NCBI's taxonomy places the organism in Eukaryota, Metazoa, Arthropoda, Arachnida, Ixodida, Ixodidae.